CAAAAAGUAUGUGAACUGUGAAUAUAAACCACCGACGUACCCUGGUGGUAGCACAUUCGCCUUUCAGACCCGUCGACACAGACUCCACGCGUUUCAAAGAAACAACCAUUCUCCUUACUGUCAACAUGGCUGGGAAGAAAACGAGUUCAGCGCCAGGGUUUGAUCCUGACUACUUCGUGUUGCCUCACCCAGUGUACAUCAUUGCCGUCCCACUACUUCUCUUCAUCUUAGCUAUGGCGAAUCUGGCACCAAAUGACAUCCCGUGGUAUUUCGGUCCCCUGGUGACUUUUGGAGAGUAUUUGGCAACACAACACCCUGUCUUCACAUUUCGUUUCGGUGUGUUUGUUUUAAUUGUGCAUACUUUGGAAGGUGUGCUUUUCUGGAAAAUAUGCAGUAAUCGCGGCUUUAACGCAGGAGCAACCGUCAAAUGGACGAUAUCUGGCUUCGUCUACGGGUUGUGCUCCCUGUACAGACUCUGGCCUGUGAAGCCUCCUAACAAAACUGAGUAGUACCUAAAUCAGAAUUAUUUGCUUAGGCCUAUUUUUUAAAUAAUCAAAACGUGAAUGUUUUCAGUACUCCAAAUACGAUUGUAGAGUCCUGUAUACGUGGUAAAAAUGUGUGAUCUGUAAAAUGGUGGCAGGGUAUGAGUUAUGUUUGAUUUUUUUUCCCUGACUAAUUUGUGAAAACUUCGCCUUUGUCAUGUGUUCCUUGUCACUUCUUGGUGUGUGUUAAGAGAAGCUACACAAAAACCUGCUGUGCUGCAGCAGUCAGCAAUAGUGUGCUCCUAGACUGUGACCUGCAU
Molecule: messenger RNA, 802 nt
Organism: Aplysia californica (California sea hare)
Lineage: Eukaryota; Metazoa; Mollusca; Gastropoda; Aplysiida; Aplysiidae
Exons: 4
Coding region: 126-509 (127 amino acids)
Source: RefSeq, a predicted model, not a curated record